GGGCACAACGGCACUUCAGGCAGCGCUGAGGGAAGAAGCAUGUCACGGCUGUCCCUGACCCGGUCCCCGGUCUCUCCUCUGGCCUCCCAGGGGAUCCCUCUGCCGGCCCAGCUGACCAAGUCGAACGCCCCGGUGCACAUCGACGUCGGGGGACACAUGUACACCAGCAGCCUGGCGACCCUCACCAAGUACCCGGACUCGAGAAUCAGUCGCCUGUUCAACGGCACCGAGCCCAUCGUGUUGGACAGCUUGAAGCAGCACUACUUCAUAGAUCGGGACGGCGAGAUAUUCCGCUACAUUCUCAGCUUCCUCCGGACCAGCAAACUGCUGCUUCCAGACGACUUCAAGGACUUCCACCUGCUGUAUGAGGAGGCGCGCUACUACCAGCUGGUGCCCAUGAUCAAGGAGCUGGAGCGCUGGAAGCAGGACCGCGACCAGCGGCGGAUGGCGCAGCCCUGCGACUGCCUGGUGGUCCGCGUCACACCCGACCUGGGCGAGAGGAUCGCCUUGAGCGGCGAGAAGGUGCUCAUCGAGGAGAUCUUCCCGGAGACAGGAGACGUCAUGUGCAACUCGGUCAACGCCGGCUGGAACCAGGACCCAACGCACGUCAUCCGGUUCCCCCUCAACGGCUACUGCAGGCUCAACUCUGUCCAGGUCCUGGAGCGUCUUUUCCAGAAAGGCUUCAGCGUGGCGGCGUCUUGCGGAGGCGGCGUGGACUCUUCCCAGUUCAGCGAGUACGUGUUGUGUCGCGAGGACCGGCGGAGUCUCUGCCUCAACACGCCCAUCAGGAUAAAACAGGAACCGCUGGACUAG
This is a messenger RNA of Cyclopterus lumpus (lumpfish), 813 nucleotides long. RefSeq names its product BTB/POZ domain-containing protein kctd15. Gene Ontology annotation, biological process: protein homooligomerization. Gene Ontology annotation, molecular function: protein binding. Lineage: Eukaryota; Metazoa; Chordata; Actinopteri; Perciformes; Cyclopteridae. The record is from RefSeq and is a predicted model, not a curated record. The transcript is spliced from 5 exons. The coding region runs from base 40 to 813 and encodes 257 amino acids.